Molecule: messenger RNA, 6686 nt
Organism: Drosophila virilis
Lineage: Eukaryota; Metazoa; Arthropoda; Insecta; Diptera; Drosophilidae
Source: RefSeq, a predicted model, not a curated record
UAAAACGAGUUGACAUUCCCAUCUGAUGGCGUCUAUUUUUUAAAACAUAAGAACAGACUUAUUUGUUUACCAGACCAAAUAUGAAUAAUAAAAAAUCAAGAAGUUCGCUAAAAAAAGGGCCGACACAGGCGGAUGAGGAGCCUGAUCCUGUCCGUACUAUAAAGCGUCGCAUCAGUUUUAGCGGCAAAAAGUUUAUAAGAGAAUUUGAUACUACGGAGAAACCACGCGACUACGACAACUCGUAUGAAAUAUCGGACCAUACCAACGGCGACGAUAGCUCCGGCCAAACCCAUGGCACUGUGGCAGCGUCUGUACUGCAAAGUACAGCCCACAUCUCCACAUUGGCCAACGAGAUGGACAAGGAGAAUACAUCGCCCAUAGCAACAACUAUAGGUUCAGUGUACGAGCAGAAUUCUCGAUUAAGCGAUUUUACACUCAAACUGCAAACGAGCAUCAAUGUGACGCUGCUACCGGAUGAAAUGGCCAAGCAACAUCGGCGAGUGGAAUCCCCGGCGCCUUUAGAGUCAAUGUCAAGAGACAGUUUGUCAUUGUAUGAAGCGGAACGUGUAAAGCUGCACGAAAAUAGUGUAUAUAGAUUGCCAGUUUUUGAGAAGACUAUGGAUCUGGUUCCAGAGAAGCUUGCUUUUGCUGAGCUAGAGCCCAAGCAUCUGGAAACGAGAGACGAAAAAAAAACUAUUGUUAUACCUGCGGACAUUAGUUGUGUGACUCAACAAGUCAGCCAGAAGACAGUGCUAUUCGAGAACAAAGACAUAUCUUGUGAUUUUACCGACAUUGAGCCAAAAGAAAGUUGUUGGGCUGCGGGUGCGACGGCAAAGCCGACGCAAGAAAAUGAAUCCAUUGAUGUGGUAGAAAAUGAUUAUAUGAAUUAUUUGCCAGAUGAUUCGACGUUGUCUUCGCCGUUAAUACCGUUGGAUGUGAUAUCAGAGAACGGGAUUAGCAAGAAAUUGAACUUUCGGCAACUGAACGAUGCCUUGGACUCUGGCCAAAUACAGUUGUUUCCCAACGGUCCGAAAACACCAACUACUGAUCGCAAAGCAAAGCAACGUCGUUUUUGGCAUGGUCUAGAGCAGCAGCCCGCGGAACAGGAUGCAUCCCUCAGAGAAGUUUUAAAGCCACGCGGCACGCUUAAUUUUAAUGAGAGCAUGAUGAUGUCGCCCAUACCGCAAAGGCCCGAGCCUAAUCUAAUGGCAACAGCAGACCAUUUCGAGCAGUCGGUCAAGGCCAAGAGCUCACAGAACCCCAGACGCAACUAUCGCUUCUCCCAGGCGGACGAGCUAAUGCUAGACAAUACUAAUUUUCUUGUCCAUGCCAAAAUAGGCGAUGAAACGCAGUCACGAAAUAGCUCCAAAUCCUCAUCGCGACGGGAAACUACCUACAAUAAUACUGCUAUGGAAUUGGAUGAUCUGGAAAAAUGUGAAGCGGCCAUGAGAGCUGCUCUGGAAAGCGCCAAGCACAAGGAAACUAUGCAACGCCUAGAGCCGAUGGAAGAAGAAACUUUAUUAAGUCCCUGCAAAAAUGCAAUCAACACAAUACAUAAGCCAGGUGCAGUUCAGCAAGGCAAUCAAGCAGAUUUGAAUCCUCAUAAAGCACAGCCAACUCAGCACCGCAGUAAGCUAAGGCAAUCUUUGCACAUGUCUGAACCCAUUGAAGAAACCUCCUUUGGCUCGCACAAUGAGUUAAAGUCAGUUCCGCCUGCUGCUUCAACAAUAUCGCAACGUAUGAGGCAUGGGCAAACAUUACACAUGGCCGAACCCAUUGUAGACGAUCUCGUAACACCACAUAUUGAAUCGGCAGCACAUCAAAUGAAAAGCAAUACCCGCAGACAAACUAUACACUCUGCGGAAGCCAUGGACGAAGAUAUCGUAAUGCCUAGCCAGGAAUUGCCCUCAAAUUCGUUAGCUCCCACAGUUGAGAAGCAGUGCAGCAGGCGCCGGCAAACAUUGCACAUGUUUGAUUCCGUUGAAGAAGACUCAUUUGGCUCGUAUAAAGGCAGCAAGACAACUGCUGGUUCCAUGAAAUCCAAACACAAUAAGUACAGGCAAACGUUGCUCAUGGCUGAACCCAUUCAGGAGGAUGUCAUGGGGCCACAAAAAGAAACGAUGCAGCAACCGUUGGAGCAGCAGAUCAGCGGGCGAAGACAAUCACUUAAUCUGGACGAAACAAUUAGAGAAGAUUCUUUUUAUUCGGCGACUACUGCUUCAGUAGAACAGCAUGACAAAAAAAAGAGACACACGAUGCACAUGGCUGAAUCCAUUGAGGAAGAUUUUGUAAGACCACAACAAGACUUACAUGCUCAACCGGCAGCUCCUACGAUGGAAGAGCAGUACAUUAGACGUAGACAAACAUUACACUUGGUUGAAUCCAUUGAAGAAAUUGUCGUUCAACCCCAAUUAAAGUUUACUGCAGUGGAACAACAGAACAGCAGGCGCAGACAAACAUUGCUUCUGGCAGAUCCCAUUGAAGAAGACUUGUUCUGUUCAAUGCCCAACGAUGCCGAUCAGCAUAAAGAUAAAUUCCCUGGGGAUAAACCAAUUAACGACGAAUUGACGCGACAGUCAGAAACUCCUGCAGUUGGCUUGCAGUCCAAUAGGCGUAGACAAACAUUGCACAUGGCUGAUGCCAUUGAAGAAGACUCUUUCUGUUCUAUGUCCACAGCAAUCAACUCGCAUAGACAUACAUUACAAAAGGAUGCGCCAAUUGCAAAAGAUGUACCAAAGCCGCAAGAAGAAUUAAGGCGACAGUCAGAAGCUCCUGCAGUUGGCCUGCAGUCCAAUAGGCAUAGACAAACAUUGCACAUGGCUGAUCCCAUUGAAGAAGACUCCUUUUGUGCAAUGUCCGCAGAAACCAACUCGCCUAGACACACAUUGCAGAGGGAUGCGCCAAUUGCGAAAGAUGUACCAAAGCCGCAAGAAGAAUUAAGGCGACAGUCAGAAGCUCCUGCAGUUGGCCUGCAGUCCAAUAGGCAUAGACAAACAUUGCACAUGGCUGAUCCCAUUGAAGAAGACUCCUUUUGUGCAAUGUCCGCAGAAACCAACUCGCCUAGACACACAUUGCAGAGGGAUGCGCCAAUUGCGAAAGAUGUACCAAAGCCGAAAGAAGAAUUAAGGCGACAGUCAGAAGCUCCUGCAGUUGGCCUGCAGUCCAAUAGGCGUAGAGAAACAAUGCACAUGGCUGAUCCAAUUGAAGAAGACUCUUUCUGUUCUAUGUCCACAGCAACCAACUCGCAUAGACAUACAUUACAAAAGGAUGCGCCAAUUGCAAAAGAUGUACCAAAGCCGCAAGAAGAAUUAAGGCGACAGUCAGACGCUACGGCAGUUGGCCUGCAGUCCCAUAGGCGUAGAGAAACAAUGCAUAUGGCUGAUCCCAUUGAAGAGGACUCUUUUUGUUCAAUGUCCACAGCAAUCAACUCGCAUAGACGUACAUUACAAAAGGAUGAGCCAAUUGCGGAAAAAACCUUAAAGCCGCGAGAAGAAUAUAGGCGACAAUCAGAAACUCCUGCAGUUAGCCUGCAGUUCAAUAGGCGUAGACAAACAUUACAUAUGGCUGAUCCCAUUCAAGAAGACUCUUUCUGUUCAAAACUAACUCCCGUUCCCGUAGAAGCUCAGUCCAGCAAGAAUGGAAAAAGUUUGCCCGUGACAGAAGCUAUUGAUAUCGAUGAGAUUAAAUCUCAUGCACAAUUGCCAGCCACAUCAGCAGCGCACCCAGCUGAAAGGCCAAGCACCAAACAUAGGCAAACUUUGCUCAUGUCUGAAUCCAUUCAAGAAGAUAUAACUAGCGCGCACAAAGUGACCAACGCUAAAUCAAAGACAAGGCAAGCAUUAAAUAUAGUUGAGCCCAUUGAGGAAGCCAUUUGCAAUGCAGCAAAAUCCUUAAAACUACAAGCAGAUCCUUCCAUCGACCAAUAUAAGAAAAAUGCAGGUCGAACAUAUUUCAAGGAGGAAGCUAUGGAGGAAGACAUCAGUUGCAAUCUAUCAAAGCCGACCACUCCACCCAAGUUACAACUAACAAGGAAGCCAAGACACACAUUAUACAGAGAAGAAGCCAUGGAUGUAGAAAUGCCAAAAGUUCCGCCACCUGAGCAGCGCGUCAGCAAGUCCAGACCCACGCUGCUGUUGUCGGACUCGCUUGAGUUGGAAUUGCUAAGCCAAAGCGCCACCGAGGAUAUUAAUAAAGCGAGAGAAGACAGUCCUUCAGAUUCAGCAGAGUGGUUAGCCCAGAGGCUUAAGGCACGUGAAGCAUUGACCAAGUCAAUGCCAGUUAAGCAGGAAUUUCCAAGUCCAGAUCAGAUUGAGAAAGGGCCACAAUAUCAAGCUGUAGACUCAAAAAGCGUCUUAAAUCGAUUUAUCAACCGUACAAGUGUGGAAACCCCUGAGAUGAAUAAAAAGCAGAAGAAUUGGCAUCAAAAUUUUUUUCCCAUCACGCCCGGUCGCUCAAUGAUUGAGUAUGAGGACCUGGAGGAAGAGUGCAAGGUUGAGAGCCCAACUGCGAAGCCAGCGGUCCAAUCUAUAUACAACAAUAUGGAUAUGGAGCUUGACAUGGACACCUCAAAUUUUGGCACUCCCAAGCAAACGCCUUCGUUUACCGUGAAGCGCUUGCCAAUACACUUGACACCUAAUUUGCCGCAGCCCAAAAAACGCAACACGCACUUGCCAGUCAAAAUGGAGGACGAGAAUGUUAGCUCAGCGAUUGAACUGGAGGUAUCAGCACAAAAGCUGGAGCAAUCAACGCCCGCUAGGAACCGAUCACGAAUUCCCGUCUUAUCCAAAUCAUUGAAUUCACCUUGGCGUGAAACGGAGCAGCUGGACGGCACUGUGCAGAUGGUGAGGGCAGUAAUGAUGGGGCAGACACGCUGCCAGAAAAUGGAGAUCACUCACCUGACGGAAGAUAAGGCGAAAACGCAACCAGAUAUGUAUGAGGAUAACCCCAUAACCAUUUCGGAUGUGUCAAAUCAUUUUACGGCGCAGCGAGAAUUGGCCAAGCGUUGUCACGCCAAUAAAGCUGAGCAGCAGGCCAAGGAAUCAUCCAUUGAAAGUCGCGGCUCAAAUGAGCAUUGCAAUAAAAGCUAUGCGACAACCCAUAAACGGUUUAUAAAUCUAAGUGGCGAUACCGUAAUCCUUGCCGCUGCUGAAGUUCUUGACGAUGAGUCGGAGGUUUAUGAAAUUGAUAAGACACGACUCAGCCUGGUGUCGACCUUGCUGGACGAGGAGGACGACAGAGAAAAAGAAACGGCUCAUAGCAACAAUAUCGAAUCAGAGUCCAAUGCCGAAUCUGAUGCUUGUCUUGAGCAGCUGAAUCCACCGGCAGUGGCUGGAGCAGCGGAUGCGUGCAAAAAAUGCAAGCAUUGCAGGCGUUCAAUGGACAAUGCGACGGCGCGCAACAUCUCUGCGGAUUCGUUCGAAUUGCCGGAUAGCCCUGAUCUAGAAGAGCAGUUUGAACGUUUGGAUAGAUUGCGACAACGGCCACGUCUUGAGGAUGUGCACAAGUAUUGGGAACUGAAAAAACUGGAACUUAACCCCGACGAUGAAGAUGAAGAAAAGACGCACAACCCCAUAAGCGAUACAAGUAGCUUAAGUCUAUCACAAAUGCUUGAGAUGUUUAACAACAAGUGCGAAGAGUACAAGCAAUGCUGUCCAAAACCAAAACCAGUUGAAAGGUUUGUCAAGUGCUUGGAGGACUCAUUGCACGCCCAGUUGCCCAAUUGGAUAUUUCAUGAUAAUCUUAAAUAUUAUCGUAAAUACAUUUUCUCACAUCGUAAAAUAACCACAUUUCAAAUCGUUAUUGAUUAUGAGCCGUUGGACUUACUGGAAAGUAAGAUACGCGUGAGCAGCAUUAAAAUGAGAAAAUCGAACAUACCUCCGAAGUUCCCAUUAUGGAAUGUCUACGAUCAUCUGAUGGAUUUUCAGCUAAAGCUUAAUCUGCCACUGAACCUGGAUCGCCUGUUCGAUGGCAACGAAGUUGAAGAUUUUGUCAAAUUCUUACACCACAUAGAUGGAGUCUGCUCAAGAGUAUAUAGCAUAUGUAAAAACAUGAAAAUGGUGUUGACUACAGCAGGAGCACGGCUAAUAAGAGAAUCAAAUCGCAUUAUUCUGAGAAAGACAGUGCGUCGAUUAAUUAAGAAGGAAGAUGAGGCAUUUGCGCGUAUGGAGAAAAUCAACUUCAAAAUUGAAAUCGGUAACGUUCAGGAGAUCUCUUUCAAGGAUAUUCUGCAGCCAACUCUAUAUCAAUUCGAUGAGAAAAUUCAAUUUUUACCAAAGGGUAUCGCAUUUUUGGACGCCUUCUUGCAAAAUCCCGAUCAAUUUCUAAGGCGUAAUGUCGAACACAAUAAUUAAAGUUUUAUUGUGGAAGAUUUGGUGAGCCAGAGAUGUAACCAAUCCGACUUGUUUUAUACAUCAAAUAUUAAGAUAUUCAAAGUUAUGUAGUAAUUAUUUUAGAUGUACAUUACAUUUAUAAUCAGUUUGCCAAUCAAUACUUUUAAAGACUUUUUUGUUGUUCUCUUUUUUUUGUUUGCAUUCUAACUAAAAAUUAAAGUUCUUAAGUUAUUUACAUUGAAUAUAACACAAUAUAAAAGUCGCUUUUUAAAUAAUUGUUCAUAUUGACAUAUUUUAAGUAUGGCAUUAAGUUAUACCAAACGGAAACAGAAAUAAAUGUGAAUAUUCAAAAAUUAA